AUGUUUUCUCACAAGACUUUCAGGAUCAAGCAAUUCCUGGCCAAAAAACAAAAGCAAAAUCGUCCCAUUCCCCAAUGGAUUCGAAUGAAAACUGGCAAUAAAAUCAGGUACAACUCCAAGAGAAUACAUUGGAGAAGAAUCAAGCUGGGUCUGUAA
This is a messenger RNA of Hippopotamus amphibius kiboko, 156 nucleotides long. Its product is annotated as 60S ribosomal protein L39-like. NCBI's taxonomy places the organism in Eukaryota, Metazoa, Chordata, Mammalia, Artiodactyla, Hippopotamidae. The transcript has a single exon. Gene Ontology annotation, cellular component: ribosome; cytosolic large ribosomal subunit. Bases 1 to 156 code for a protein of 51 amino acids. Gene Ontology annotation, biological process: translation. The record is from RefSeq and is a predicted model, not a curated record. Gene Ontology annotation, molecular function: structural constituent of ribosome.